Molecule: messenger RNA, 2268 nt
Organism: Aspergillus tanneri
Lineage: Eukaryota; Fungi; Ascomycota; Eurotiomycetes; Eurotiales; Aspergillaceae
Product: putative choline kinase
Exons: 4
Coding region: 1-2268 (755 amino acids)
Biological process (GO): phosphatidylethanolamine biosynthetic process; phosphatidylcholine biosynthetic process
Cellular component (GO): cytoplasm
Molecular function (GO): ethanolamine kinase activity; choline kinase activity
Source: RefSeq, a predicted model, not a curated record
AUGGAUUCUGAUCAAUUGCGAAAAGGACUGCGGCCAAUUUUGGGCACCGGGUUAGACCUUUCUUUCCAGAGAAUCCGACCCGGCAACGGACUUAGCAAUGAUACUCCCGCGGCGGAAGGGAACACUCCUCGCAAGCACCGCCUGUCUCUGAGCAAGAAAGCAACGGCACGACCGCCAAUAUAUCACACUUUGGCGUGGAAUAGCCAGACGUCAAGCGUCACCACGGAACCUGUAUCCUGGGACGAGAAAGACAAAAUCAUUAAAAAAGGUGAUGAUGAUCCCCAGAACAACCUCUUCUACCAGGUAUAUGAGUGGCUGCAGCGCGAACAAUCGAGACGGAGAGCGUCCAGGGCGAAAACACUCGGCCAAGUCGACGGUACUGGGAGCGAUGGGGACGAUGAGGAUGACGAGGUCGUCGUGGAUGAUCACCAUUUGGAGAAGACCACUUCUCACAGCUCCGAACGCACGCUAGCCCUGGACCAAUUAGAGAAAAUCCUCCUUAAAUAUGCUGCCUCAUGCAGCUUGGGUAACGGACCUGAACAGCCUGACCGACGCCCGGUCCGUCGGCGCCACCAACCGAAGGGACUCCGGAGAAGUUCCGCUUCGGAAUCCGACUACCCAGACCUAGAUUCCGCGACACCUGGUGUUGACGCAAUGCUGGAUAAUUCGAAGACCCUUGCUUAUAGCGGUGGCAGCGCGGAGGCUGAUGAGAGUGAAAAUGGCGCCAACACCCGACGGGCCAAGGACCGGGAAGCGUGGAUGGGGUUCAAAAGUGAAAUCCUGCGCUUGACGCAUACACUACAGCUUAGGGGAUGGCGCAAGAUUCCGACGGAAUAUGCCGGGGAUAUUGAAGUUGUUCGACUUAGCGGGGCGUUGACUAAUGCAGUGUAUGUGGUCACUCCGCCGCAGAACAUUCCUACCCCGAAGGCCGACGAUGGGUCAUACACUCUCGUGCCUAGAAAGCCCGCAUCAAAGCUUUUACUUCGAAUUUACGGUCCGCAAGUAGAUCACUUGAUUGAUCGAGAUAAUGAGCUACAGAUCCUUCGUCGUCUCGGGCGGAAGAAUAUCGGUCCCAAAGUGCUAGGAACAUUCAAAAAUGGGCGGUUUGAGGAAUAUUUCAAUGCUCGUCCCUUGACCCCGAAAGAUCUCCGGGACCCCGGAACCAUGAAACAGAUCGCCAAGCGUAUGAGAGAGCUCCACGAGGGCAUUGAUCUGCUGGAAGAAGAGAGGGAGGGCGGCCCGAUGGUAUUUAGGAACUGGGAUAAAUGGGUUGAUCGCUGCGAGAAGGUCACCAACUGGUUGGACAAGGAGAUCUGUUCUAAGCAGAACGAGACAAAAGCGGCCUCCGAGCCCUGGCGGCGGCGGGGUUUUGUAUGUGGAGUCCCAUGGCCUACGUUUAGAAGGGCCGUUGAAAACUACCGGAAGUGGCUUGUCUCCAGUCAUGGGGGUAUGGAUGAGAUCAAGCGAGAAUUGGUUUUUGCGCAUAACGAUACCCAAUACGGCAACCUUCUCCGGAUGGAACCUAGCUCAGAAUCGCCGCUCCUUCGCCCCGAAAACGAGCACAAACAGUUGGUGGUUAUUGACUUCGAGUAUGCUUCGGCGAACACCCCUGGAUUUGAAUUCGCCAACCACUUCACUGAGUGGUGCUACAACUAUCAUGACGUAGAACGACCUUGGGCAUGUAGCGUCAAAGAUUUCCCAAGAUUGGAGGAGCAGCGUCGCUUUAUCAGCGCUUACUUGACUCAUCGGCCUGGAUUGGCGGGACAGUAUUCUCCCUCCAUCACUCCCCUCAUGCGUGGGAUGUCUUCAACCAGUACAUCCAUGGCGCCUCUGAGCUUGGAUGAUGAGCCAGACGUGGAUGCUCCAAGCCAGGCCGAAAUCGAGAAGGCGCAUGAGAUCAGUACAGAGAAGGAGAUUCAGUCACUGAUGAAGCAGAUGAGACUCUGGCGAGUGAUCAACUCCGCGCAGUGGGUGGCAUGGGGAAUUGUGCAGGCAAAAGCACCGGGGAUGGAAGAGGGCAUCGCAGCGGAUGAAGCGGCAGCAAAUGGUUUCGAUGACUCGGCGUCGACGGAGACAGAGGGUACCCACUCAACCGGGUCCUCUGCAACCGAACCCGAGUCCGAGACGGACGAGUUCGACUAUCUUGCAUAUGCACAAGACCGAGCCUUGUUCUUCUGGGCGGAUCUGCUGUCGAUGAACCUGAUGCGCGAGGACGAGCUUCCCGCCGCCAUGGUGGAGCAGGUUAAAACUCGUAUCAUCGAGUACUAA